Penicillium bovifimosum is the source of this 525-nucleotide messenger RNA. RefSeq names its product phosphatase PAP2 family protein. Gene Ontology annotation, biological process: inositol phosphoceramide metabolic process; sphingolipid biosynthetic process. The transcript has a single exon. Bases 1 to 525 code for a protein of 174 amino acids. Gene Ontology annotation, cellular component: inositol phosphoceramide synthase complex. Gene Ontology annotation, molecular function: inositol phosphoceramide synthase activity. Lineage: Eukaryota; Fungi; Ascomycota; Eurotiomycetes; Eurotiales; Aspergillaceae. The record is from RefSeq and is a predicted model, not a curated record.
AUGACUCUGGGGAAUCUUGCGGCCAUCUUGGUAUUCUGCUUCUACCCAUGCAUGCCGCCACGAUUGCUCCCGGACUCGUACGGAUUCUACGACACCGUCCGACAAGGCAACGCGGAAAGCAUCUGGGUCGGUGGAAAGUCCGUGAAUCAAUUUGCAGCCAUGCCGAGUCUUCACUUCACCUAUGCCUUUGUGAUCGGCUGCACCUUUCUGCACUACUCUGGAGUACUGCAGAGACUCCGGGGACAGUCAACGCAGACGUCAUCUCUGACCCAAUUUGGCUUUUUGGCACUCGCUAUCUGCUAUCCAAUCUUGGUCCUCAGCGUCAUUGUCGCCACCGCCAAUCACUACUGGCUCGAUGCUGUGGUGGCCAUCUUUACGGUGACCCUGUCCUUCUACUGCAAUAGGAUUCUUAUCUUGUUACUUCCGCUCGAGUAUGCGUUUUGUUGGUGCUUGCGACUCGCAAAGCCUGUGCCUACCACGGGUGAUCGGGCCUGCAGGAAACGAGCUUUGCAGGUACCUCGAUAG